This is a messenger RNA of Fonsecaea erecta, 1056 nucleotides long. RefSeq lists its product as hypothetical. The coding region runs from base 1 to 1056 and encodes 351 amino acids. Gene Ontology annotation, molecular function: ubiquitin protein ligase activity. NCBI's taxonomy places the organism in Eukaryota, Fungi, Ascomycota, Eurotiomycetes, Chaetothyriales, Herpotrichiellaceae. Gene Ontology annotation, biological process: protein polyubiquitination; protein monoubiquitination. The record is from RefSeq and is a predicted model, not a curated record. The transcript has a single exon.
AUGGCAACAGAAUUCUUGAGCAAUGAGAUAACACUUAGUCCCAGUGAGCCCGCUGGCUCAGAAACGGCAUCAGAACCUCUGUCAAAGUACACGCUUCCUGCACCAGAGCAAUGUGUCAUCUGCCUCGACAACAUCUCCGAUGAAGCGAUUGCCCUACCCUGCCGCCACGACCAGUUUGACUUCCCAUGUUUGGGGACAUGGCUACAGCAACAGCAAGUCUGCCCACUGUGCAAAGGCCAAGUCACAGCGGUUAGAUUCAAUAUUGGGGACGGCAAUGACCAGAGAAGUCAAGUUUUCUAUCUCCCGCCCGAGGAUGCUCAAGCAGGCCGAAGUACUCAUCAGUUUACCAUCGCAGCCGCCGCUCGGCAGCGACGGUCAAGGCAAGGUCGAGGAUAUGGAAGAGUGGGACAUCAUAACAAUCCUAGAGGCGUGCACCCUGGAGCGCUGAAGGAUACUGCGCUCGACUUUCGCAGGCAGGUGUACCAACAGAGACUCUACUCCCUUCAUGUUGGGACAAAUCGCAUCUCGCGAUACCGGAAUCUGACACCAUCAUCCUUUGCAACAGACGAGCGUCUGACAUCUCGAGCCCGGAUGUGGAUUAGACGUGAACUUCAAGUCUUCAGCUUCCUCGAUCCUAACGCCCCCCAACCUGCACGGCCUGGCUCCACCGACCGCCGUGCCAGAAACGCUGAUUUUUUACUCGAGUACAUCAUCGGAAUCCUGAAGUCGAUUGAUUUGAAAGGCAGCGCCGGGCAAGCAGGGGAGUUGUUGAAAGAUUUUCUGGGGCGCGACAAUGCUCAGCUGUUUUUGCACGAAUUGGAAGCUUGGUUGAGGAGUCCCUACGAGCACCUCAAAGACUGGGACCGGGCAGUGCAGUACGCGAUGCCGUCGGGGCCAGAGCCUGGCAAUGAUAUGACAAGACCUGCGCGAAGCGACAACAGUUUCUCCCGCCAGCCGAAUGGGACGAAACCAUCCAGCAGUCAGCUGAGCGUACCUCUAUGGUUCUCUGAACGAUUUGUGCUCAAGGGGGAUGCCUCACGGACAAGGCGACCUUAA